This is a messenger RNA of Aspergillus puulaauensis, 1308 nucleotides long. RefSeq lists its product as uncharacterized. The record is from RefSeq and is a predicted model, not a curated record. Bases 1 to 1308 code for a protein of 435 amino acids. Lineage: Eukaryota; Fungi; Ascomycota; Eurotiomycetes; Eurotiales; Aspergillaceae. The transcript has a single exon.
AUGUCCCACAAAUACGCAACCGCGGCCCUCUUCGCCGCCGGGGCCUUCGCAGCCCCAGCCCCAGCACCCCAAGCAUCAGGCACCGCCAGCGCAGCAAGCAACGAACCCUCCGAAUUCACCGCAAACCCCAACGUUGGCGCCGGCGGGGACACAUUCACCGACUCCCCCCGAUUCCGCGUCUACGGGGCAACCGGCGACACCGCAGACACGACCCUGCAGAUGCUCGAGUCCGCAUACACCUGCUUCGUCACAGAUCUCGGCUGGCGCUCCUCCGGCCUGUCUUACAACUCCGACUCCGAUACCGCGGAGACCUGGUACAAGGAGAACAUCUACUCCGUGGCCUCGCUGGACGGCGGCGCCGCGGGCGUGAUGGGUUCAGACCCCGAGACGGGCUUGUCCUUUGUCCAGGUCGUGAAUACGUACCUCACUGACCCGUCAGUUACGGUGCAUGAAUAUGGGCAUGCAUUGACGUAUCACGCGCAGAACUGGGUAGAUCAGACCGCGACAGGGGCGUGGUGGGAGCCUUUGGCGAAUUGGUUCGCGGAUACGUUCAUCACCUCUGAUCUGUGCGCGAGCGCGCGUGAGAAGUAUUCCCAGGAGACCGGGGAUAGUGUUAUCGAGCUGCAGAAGGUUAUUGGGGAUAGUUACCAGGUGAUUGUUGAUGGGAGUGUGGACAGUGGGAACUAUUACCAGUCGUGGCCGGUUCUGACGUAUCUCACUAAUAACCCGGAUAACUAUACGGGGCUUGGAAAUGAUGCGGUGCUGCGGUUGAGUCUGGAGUAUGAGGUUGGGAGUAAUGAGACCCCGUUGCAUACGCUGCAGAGGCUGCUUGGGGAUGGGGCGACUGUUGCGCAGGUUGUUGGGCGGUACUGGGCGCAUAUGGCGUAUGUGGAUAUUGGGAGUGAGGCUGCGAACCGCGCGUUCCUAGAGCAGAGGGAGACGCUAGCUUAUGACAAUCUGGAUGGUAGUGGGGAGAGCUAUACCGUCAAGGCAGCGCGCCAGCCGCAGUACUUCGGGGCCAAUAUCAACCCGAUCAAGGCUUCUGGCGGGGGCAGUGUUAGCGUUACUGUCAAGUCGGACAAGGCGUUUACGGCUACCCUUGCGGUGAGAGAUACGGAUGCUGGGUCUGUGAGGUAUGUGGAUCUGGAGAAUGGCAGUGGCGAGGCGACUGUUGGGGGCAGCGAGGAGGCCAGUCUUGUUGUUGUCAACGCCCCGAAGGAGCUGCUCCAGUAUGAUCCGUUUGAUCUGUCCAGUGAGGCUAAGGCUGGCUUGGACUAUACUGUGCAAAUCACCGGAGGGAGCUUCUAG